CAUUCAAAAAAAACUAAAAAAAAAUUAAAUCUAAAAAAUCAAUGCUUUUAUAGUGUGUUUCAAAUUCAACAAACAGUUUGCUGUAUAAUAACAAUCAAAUCAAUUAAAUUAAUUAAUUAAUUAAUUAAUUAUUAACUAAUUGUUGACAACAACGACAACAACUGUUAAUAAAUAUGUUGUUAAACAUUAUCGGCGGUCACUGUCUUCGGGCGGCAAAGUCAACGACAACUACGGGUGGACCGCAAGUGUUGACCAAAUUGACACAAAUCCGUCAUUUAAGUCACAAUCGUAUCAAUAGUUAUAAUAAUGCUGUCCUUCAAAAUUAUCGGCGUUUUGAAGCCGCCGAACAGCGCCGUUACAAAUCGGAUAAAGUCCAGGGAGUGGUCAUCGGUAUUGAUUUGGGUACGACUAACUCGUGCGUAGCGGUCAUGGAGGGCAAGACACCGAAGGUCAUCGAAAAUGCCGAAGGAUCGCGAACGACACCGUCGGUAGUGGCGUUUACCGCUGACGGUGAACGCUUGGUUGGUAUGCCGGCUAAACGCCAAGCGGUAACCAAUGCGGCCAAUACUUUCUACGCUACCAAACGGCUUAUCGGCCGUCGGUUCGAUGACGCCGAAGUCCAGAAAGACAUCCGUAUAGUUUCCUAUAAGAUUGUUAAGUCCAGCAACGGUGACGCGUGGCUACAAUCGCACGGCAAACUGUAUAGUCCGUCGCAAAUCGGCGCCUUUAUACUGACCAAAAUGAAAGAAACGGCCGAAUCCUAUCUGAAUCAAUCGGUCAAGAAUGCAGUGGUCACUGUACCGGCCUAUUUCAACGAUAGCCAGCGUCAGGCUACGAAAGAUGCCGGCCAGAUAGCCGGCCUGAAUGUAUUGCGGGUAAUCAACGAACCGACUGCAGCCGCUAUUGCUUACGGUAUGGAUAAAACCGAGGAUAAGGUUAUAGCGGUCUACGAUCUGGGCGGCGGUACGUUUGAUGUAUCGAUUUUGGAGAUACAAAAAGGUGUAUUUGAAGUGAAGUCGACAAACGGCGAUACUUUCCUCGGUGGCGAAGACUUUGACAAUGCAUUGGUUAACUAUUUGGCCAAAGAGUUCCGACGGGAACAGGGCGUUGAUGUAACCAAAGAUGUGAUGGCAAUGCAACGGCUGAAAGAGGCGGCCGAAAAGGCUAAGUGCGAACUGUCGGCAUCGGUUCAGACGGAUAUCAAUUUGCCGUAUCUGACUAUGGAUGCCGGCGGCCCGAAACAUAUGAACUUGAAGUUGACUCGGGCCACGUUUGAGUCGCUGGUCGCCGAUCUGAUUAAGCGUACCAUUGAACCGUGCCGUAAGGCUAUCAACGAUGCCGAAGUCAAACGUACCGAUAUUCACGAAGUCCUGCUGGUCGGCGGUAUGACCCGUAUGCCCAAAGUACAGGAAACUGUUCAGGAAAUUUUCGGUCGGGCGCCGUCCAAAGCGGUCAAUCCGGACGAGGCUGUAGCUGUCGGUGCAGCCGUACAGGGAGGUGUCCUAUCGGGUAAUGUAACCGAAAUCUUGUUGCUCGACGUUACCCCCCUAUCGUUGGGCAUUGAAACACUGGGCGGUGUAUUCACCAAAUUGAUUAACCGUAACACUACUAUACCCACUAAGAAAAGUCAAGUAUUUUCUACGGCAGCCGACGGCCAGACUCAGGUCGAGAUUAAGGUAUGUCAGGGCGAACGUGAAAUGGCAUUGGAUAACAAAACGUUGGGCCAGUUUUCGUUGAUUGGUAUACCGCCGGCACCCCGUGGUAUCCCCCAAAUCGAGGUAACCUUCGAUAUCGAUGCCAACGGUAUUGUACACGUAUCGGCCCGGGAUAAGGGAACCGGUAAAGAGCAACAAAUUGUCAUCCAAUCAUCGGGUGGUCUAUCGAAAGAUGAUAUCGAAAAUAUGAUUAAAAAUGCUGAGAGAUAUGCAGCUGAAGAUAAAAAACGUAAGGAAUCAGUCGAAGCUGUCAAUCAAGCGGAGAGUAUUAUUCACGACACUGAGUCCAAAAUGGAUGAAUUCAAGGAUCAGUUGCCCGGCGAAGAGGUGGACAAACUGAAGGAAAAGAUUCAGAAGACACGGGAAGUGUUGCAGAAUAAGGAUAACGAAACACCGGAGAAGAUGAAAGAAGUUACCAAUGAUUUACAACAGGCAUCGUUGAAGUUGUUUGAGAUGGCCUACAAAAAGAUGGCUGCCGAUAGAGAAAGUAGUCAACAAUCAUCUCAGUCUUCUUCAUCAUCAACAUCGUCGUCAAGUAGUUCAUCAACUGAUGAAACAAUUGAUCAAAAGGACGAUAAAGACAAAAAAGAAGAUAAAAAUUAAUUUAAUUAAUUAAUUAGUAAUCAUUUGAUUUGAUAAUUAACUUUAACUUUAAACAAAAAUAAGAUUUUUUUUUUUUUAAAAAACGAAAC
Oppia nitens is the source of this 2407-nucleotide messenger RNA. It is a transcript of the gene Hsc70-5, whose product is annotated as stress-70 protein, mitochondrial-like. Bases 174 to 2318 code for a protein of 714 amino acids. Gene Ontology annotation, cellular component: mitochondrion; cytoplasm. Gene Ontology annotation, molecular function: ATP binding; ATP hydrolysis activity; ATP-dependent protein folding chaperone. Gene Ontology annotation, biological process: cellular response to unfolded protein; protein refolding. The record is from RefSeq and is a predicted model, not a curated record. Lineage: Eukaryota; Metazoa; Arthropoda; Arachnida; Sarcoptiformes; Oppiidae. The transcript is spliced from 3 exons.